AUGGGUAAAGUCCUGAAAGGUUUCAUGAAGGCCGUGGGGUUGGAGCUCAACUACAACAAGUCGGCGACUAACACCCCUGUGUGCGGUGACCUAGUCAAAGUCUUGGAGGAACACCAAGGAUAUAAGUAUCUUGGUGUGGUUGAGAGUCCAGCCUCAUUAAUCACACCCGAAACGAGAAAGUGUGUAGUGGAGGGUGUGCGUAGUAGGGCGGCAAUGUUAUGUAAGACUCGGCUCAAUGCACGGAACUUAUUUCAUGCCUUGAACGAGUAUGCCAUCUCAUUGCUAAACUACUACGUUGGCCUGAUCGAAUUCGAGCCGAGUGAGUACGAUGAAAUGGACCUUAUUGUCCGAAGAGUACUCCGAGAGAAUCAUGUCCACGUGUUGGCAAGCAAUAAGGAGAGAUUGUACUUGUCUCGCGGGCAGCUAGGACGUGGACUGAGUAACAUCGUACACUUAAGUGAGCGAAUUCUUACUAAGAUGCACGACACCUUGUGGAGUGGGUCGAGUGUAUCCCAAAGGAAGGCUGCCAUCCUUGCUGCUGAAAAAGCGCGUGGUACACACCUAGGGACCAUAAAAGGCUAUGUGUCGGCUAAGUAUGGUCUAGGUGCUACCCAAGUUAAUGUGAAGGAGUUGAUCAAACUUCAAAAGGAGUCUUUAAUUAAAAAGAUCAACUUAAAAGUCCUUCACAAGACUCUCUUUAGCAGCUGGACAACCCGCACAUUGACGUAUCGUCGUCAUCUACGUGGCUGA
Messenger RNA from Octopus sinensis (East Asian common octopus), 750 nucleotides. RefSeq lists its product as uncharacterized. Bases 1 to 750 code for a protein of 249 amino acids. Lineage: Eukaryota; Metazoa; Mollusca; Cephalopoda; Octopoda; Octopodidae. The transcript has a single exon. The record is from RefSeq and is a predicted model, not a curated record.